AUGGCGCCCACGCUCGAGGCAGAAGCGUCAACGCAAGUAGACCUUGACGCCCCUCUCCACGCCGCGCCGAAACUGGUUGCGCCAGAGCCAGAACACUGCCCCGGCCCCGAGUCCAAACAAGCAGGCCUCAACCCCGCCUGCGCCGGCUGCCCGAACCAAACAAUCUGCGCCACCGCGCCCAAAGGCCCCGACCCCGACAUCCCGCUCAUAACCUCCCGGCUCUCAGGCGUGCGCCACAAGAUCCUCGUCCUCUCCGGCAAAGGCGGCGUGGGCAAGUCGACCUUCAGCUCCGCGCUGGCCUGGGGCUUCGCAUCGAACCCGGACCACGUUGUUGGACUGAUGGACACCGACAUAUGCGGGCCGAGCAUCCCGAAGAUGAUGGGCGUGGAGGACGAGACGAUUCACGUUAGCGGUGAGGGCUGGAGUCCGGUCUGGGUGGCUGAGAACCUGGGGGUCAUGAGCGUGCAGUUCAUGCUGCCGAAUAGAGAUGAUGCGGUCAUUUGGCGAGGACCGAAGAAGAACGGAUUGAUUAAGAAGUUCCUGAAAGAUGUCGAAUGGGGCGACUUGGACUUCUUGGUUGUGGAUACGCCACCGGGGACAAGCGAUGAGCAUUUGUCUGUCACGUCGUUCCUAAAAGAGGCCGGUGUUAGCGGCGCGGUACUAGUGUCGACGCCGCAGGAGGUGUCGUUGCUCGACGUGCGGAAAGAGCUGGAUUUCUGCCGCAAGGCUGGGCUCAGGGUGCUCGGCAUCGUGGAGAAUAUGAGCGGGUUCGUGUGCCCGAACUGCAAGCAUCAGAGCCAGAUCUUCAGGGCGACAACAGGCGGCGCGAGGAAGUUAGCAAAGGAGGAAGGAAUUCCAUUCCUGGGCGCCGUGCCGCUGGACCCGCGGAUCGGGAAGAGCUGCGACUAUGGGGAGAGCUUCUUGGAGCAGUUUGGGGACACGCCGACAGGGCAGGCUCUGAUGGGUGUCGUGCAGGCCGUGGGGAGGGAGUUAGGGUUGGACGUUGAGGAGGUGUUGCCAGGUAAUUGA
This is a messenger RNA of Coniosporium apollinis CBS 100218, 1029 nucleotides long. Its product is annotated as cytosolic Fe-S cluster assembly factor NBP35. The record is from RefSeq and is a predicted model, not a curated record. The transcript is spliced from 2 exons. NCBI's taxonomy places the organism in Eukaryota, Fungi, Ascomycota, Dothideomycetes. Gene Ontology annotation, molecular function: ATP-dependent FeS chaperone activity; ATP binding; 4 iron, 4 sulfur cluster binding. Bases 1 to 1029 code for a protein of 342 amino acids. Gene Ontology annotation, cellular component: cytosol. Gene Ontology annotation, biological process: iron-sulfur cluster assembly.